AUGCAAAGUCUCAAAGCAGAAAUUACAUGCAGUUCUCCAAGAAUAUCAAAUGGUUCUUUCCGACCUAAAAGAAGUAUAUACUAUGAUAGGGAUCUAAUCCAAAUUCAGUGUAACAAUGGAUUUACCUUUGAACCAGAUAAUGGAGGACAGGUGGUUGAAUGCACAAAAAAAGGAUGGUCACCUCCACCAAAAUGUGUCUUAGAAAUGACUUGCCAGAUAGAUCAUAUUGAACAUGGAACCAUAUUAUCUGCAAAGUUUGUUUAUAAGGAAGGUGAGAGAAUAUGGUUCUCCUGUAAUGAAGGAUACAGAUACGUUGGCAGACCAGAUGCCUUAUGUACUAAGAAUGGAUGGAGUACAAAACCUCAGUGUACAAAAAUUCAGUGUCCCCCUCCAGAAGUGAGGAAAGGCUACAUUCAACCUAGCCGAUCUCAAUACAUGUACAAUGAUGAAAUUACGAUAUUCUGUCGUAGAAAUAAAUUUUUUAAAGUUAUGAGACUCCCCCGCAAAAUUUCUAAAUGUACUGCUAAUGGUUGGAACCCCCCUGCUCUGUGUGGAGGCCUCAGACAAUGAAUGACAGCAGCCCAUUUUAACCAGCAUGUGGACGUCAGUAAUCACGAAUAAUUUUCUUUAAUAACCCUACAUGAAGCUUCAUUGUGUUUGUUCAAUCCACGAACUCU
Protobothrops mucrosquamatus (brown spotted pit viper) is the source of this 677-nucleotide messenger RNA. RefSeq names its product complement factor H-like. The record is from RefSeq and is a predicted model, not a curated record. The transcript is spliced from 5 exons. Bases 1 to 570 code for a protein of 189 amino acids. Lineage: Eukaryota; Metazoa; Chordata; Lepidosauria; Squamata; Viperidae.